Molecule: messenger RNA, 798 nt
Organism: Lithohypha guttulata
Lineage: Eukaryota; Fungi; Ascomycota; Eurotiomycetes; Chaetothyriales; Trichomeriaceae
Exons: 2
Coding region: 1-798 (265 amino acids)
Molecular function (GO): protein binding
Source: RefSeq, a predicted model, not a curated record
AUGACCACAAUCCCCCACGACACAACACCCAACGCCAAGAUCCUCGUCCGCUCCGAACGCCGCAUAACCCCCUCCUGGACUCUGUCCGAACUCAAAACCCGCCUCGAACCAAUCACUGGCAUCCCCGCCUCCUCACAAUUCCUCCGCACUCUCAGCAUCGACGGACAAACCUGGAUCACACUCUCACCAGACAGUGCCCUCGCCGGCGACGCACGAUGGGGUCUAACGCGAAAUAGCGAGUUACAAGUCAUUGACCUUCGACCACCAGGGACACGCGAAAAUUUUAGCGACGUGAGUAAUGUUGAAAAAUACGUUAUGCCCGAGGAGCAGUAUGAGAAGCUCAAUGAUAGUGUUUUGGCAUGGAAGAAGCGGCAGCAUUUAGGGAGGUUUGAUCCGCAUGCCAAGCCGUUGGAGCUUUUAGUGAAGGAGAGGAAGGAGAAGGAUAUGAGGGUGGUGGAGGGGAAGAAUAUCGGGGUUGGGAUGAGGUGUCAGGUUGAUGGGAGUGAUGAGCGGAGGGGGGUGGUGAGGUAUGUGGGUGAGAUUGAAGGUUUGGGCGGUGACCGAGAGAAGGGAUGUGUUUGGGUUGGGGUGGAGUUUGAUGAGCCGGUGGGACGUAAUGAUGGGAGUGUGGAGGUUGAGGUUGUGACGGAGAGUGGGAAGAGAAGCAGGGAGAAGAGGCAAGUGUUUGAGACAAAAGGAGCCAAGUAUGGUGGGCUCGUGAGACCAGAAAAGAUCGAAGUUGGAGAUGUGUUCAUGGUACUCGAUGAUCUGGUGGAUAGCGAUAUGGAAGAGAUCUGA